Blepharisma stoltei is the source of this 1869-nucleotide messenger RNA. Lineage: Eukaryota; Ciliophora; Heterotrichea; Heterotrichida; Blepharismidae. The record is from the annotation of a GenBank genome assembly.
AUGUCAGAUAAGGACACAGAUUCUAAGCCGAAAUUCAAAGACCUCAACAUCUGCAUGGAGCUCAGAAAAACUUGCAGAAAAUUGAAAUAUUUCCACCCAACCCCAAUUCAAUUAAAAUCAAUUCCACAUGCAUUAAAUGGCAAAGACUUAAUUUGCGCCUCUCAAACAGGGUCAGGGAAAACUUUGGCCUUUAUAUUACCAAUUUUGCAAAAGUUCAUAGAAGAGCCUCAUUCAUAUUUUGCUUUAAUUUUGACUCCUACUAGAGAGUUAGCAUUGCAGACAGCUGAAACUAUAGAGACUGUAGGCAAAAAAGCUGAAGUUAAAGCAGCUUCUAUAAUAGGGGGACUUAGCUCCUCUGAGCAAAAAGCUAUACUGAAAGAAAAGCCACACAUUAUUGUAGGGACUCCUGGUAGAAUAGUCGAUUUUUUAGAUAACACAAAUUUGCUGAAAUUAGAGAAAAUCAAAUUUUUGGUUUUCGACGAAGCUGAUAGACUAUUAAGCAUGGAUUUCGAAAAUGAUAUCAAAAAAAUCAUAGAAAAAUGCCCAGAAUCAAGAUCGACUUAUCUUUUUUCAGCCACUAUGACGAGUGGAGUGAAAAAGCUAAAAAAUUAUUGUCUCAAAAAAGACGCAGUAAAGAUAGACUUGUCUAAUAAUGAAACUGUUGAAACUCUUACACAAAAAUUCGCAUUUUUGCCGUUUAGGUUUAAAGACACAUAUCUCGUCCACAUCAUCGAACAAUUUUCUAAAUCUUCAAUCAUAAUUUUUACAGCUACAAAUUUAGAUGCAAAAAGACUUGAAAUUCUGCUGCAGCAGCUAAGCUACAAAGCCAUUGCACUUUAUGGGAAACUUACACAGAAAAAAAGGAUAAAAGCUCUUAAUAGGGUUUAAAAGCAGUUCUUACAUUAAAAUGGUGUGACCAAUCAGCCCUACCUCUAAAUACUGUAGCUGGUAUCUGAAAGGAGCCAAAAUAUUAAAAGAAGUGAGGCGCUAAUAUGUGUAUCGGUAUAGAAAACUCCCAUGGGCAAAGUUUGGUCAACCAAAGAUAAUAAUUUUGGCGGAACCAAAUGCAAUUUUAGUGGGCAACUCACACACUUAUGGUACUAUUUUAGGAAUUAAGUAUAGGGCUCUAUGUCAGAGCAAUGCUUAGCUAAUCAGCUAAGAGCUCAUUCUGGAGCAGAUUUCUCCUUAUGUGAAAUGGAAUAUAAAGUUGAAGAGUUCUCCAGAAGUGCAUCAGGAGGAUUUUAGACCAAUGGAAAAUUUUACCCAGCGCAAUGCCAGGUGUUGUAUUCUUGGCCUCUAUUUUAGUGGUCAAAUCAGAAAAUUCGUCCUUUUAAUUUUUCCAUAGAGAGCGACCCUGCUGGAGCCGCAAGGUGGCAUAAACCCUUUGAGUAAAAAGAAAUAAUAUGUUGAACCACGUAUGAACUGAUGAGCAAGCAGUUGAGUAUUAGGAAAGCGAAUAAGGGACUUAGAUGCCUGACAGUGGGCUUUUAUAAUUUUUAAAUAACGAUAACGUUUAAAAACAGUAAAAAAAAUAUUUUGAUAGCGACUGAUGUGGCAAGUAGAGGCAUAGAUAUCCCUGAAGUUGAGCUGAUAGUAAACUAUGAUGUCCCAACAAAAACAAAAAACUAUAUACAUAGAGUAGGGAGAACUGCAAGAGCAGGACUGCAGGGGAAUGCAAUUACAAUGGUAAGUCAGUAUGAUAUACAAAAUUUCCAAAGGAUUGAAGAGUCUUUAGAAAUAAGGAUGGAGGAAUAUUUGAUAAACCAUGCAGAAGCUAUGAAGCAUUAUGAUGAAAUCACAUUAGCAGAAAGUUUUGUAGCGAAAAAGAUUGAAGAUGAAAAAAUAGAUAGUGAAGAUAGCGAUGAAUAA